ACAGCUGAUUCUUUAUUUACCACUUAAUUUCGAAUGAAAACGACAGCAAAUAGUCGAUUAGAAAUUGCUGAACUAAAUAGAUAGAAGUUUGUGGCUACAGGAUGUUUGGGAACCUGAAAAAGAAGCUGAGCAGUGCGAUUCAGGAGGGCCUGGUGAUAUCGGAGAACCUGCAGCAGCAAUAUCGCCAGCGUGUCAGUUCCGGAAACAAUUCGGGGAGCAGCCAAGCCAGUGGGCUAACGACCCCCACCUCGCCACUGGGUCUCAACGAGAGUCUGUCGUCCAGCAGGAGCAGUAAUCUCUCCCUCAGUGCUCCCUUCCAGCUAACGGAUGGAGUGCCCAGCCAUCUGAAUGUGGCAGCCGGCUGCAGUUUGCUGGCCAAGUACGAAGAUGAUUGGCAGCAGAUCCACGGGGCCAAUGAGGAAAAUGCGGAAAAGGCUGCAGAGAUUGCCACCCAAAUCUCAGGUGUCCAGCUACGGGCCAGCAAUCAGCGCAGGAUCAUUAGCGAGCUGAACAGCAGUCUGUCGGGGAUUCCAACGUUGAUUGCUCAACUGCAAGCCAGCUCUAAGACCCUGCAGUCCUUGGAGCAAAUGGGCCAGCAACUGGAGGUUGAGCUGGAGAAACUGGAGGACCUGUGCGAGGAAUGCGAGCUCCAGGAGUUCAUCCUCGAGCAGCAGUUCCAACUUUCCCGACACAAGCAGCGGAAGCUCAACGAACUGGAGCAAUAUCGCCAGCAAGUAGCCUCCAAACACCAAGCCAAAAUCCAAGAUCAGGAGCAGAAGCUGCUGCAACUGCAGAGGGAACGACAGGCGGUCUUCGAUGAUGCCUUCCGUGGCGAUAUGGAGGAGUACAAACAGCGUGGCCAGCUGACAAAAAUACAAACCAAUAGCAACAGGUUGGCUUUAGAGGAGGUGGUCCUGGAAGCCAACGAAGUGGAGGCCAAGGACACGGAUGCCCUGGAGCAAUUUCUAAAUGGUUAAAUGGCCCACAACUCGAGAAUGUCUCCAAUUUGUGCCUUUAAGUGCAAUAAGCAGGUGUAAUUUGCUAAAACAUUUUAUAAGGGAUUCCAGAAAGAGCUUUAGAUUUGAUUUAAGUCUGAAUUCGUCGAAAGCAUUUCGUUGUUUCUAGCACAUUUACACUUAAAACCAGAACAAAGUUGCUACAUUAA
Molecule: messenger RNA, 1165 nt
Organism: Drosophila gunungcola (fruit fly)
Lineage: Eukaryota; Metazoa; Arthropoda; Insecta; Diptera; Drosophilidae
Gene: Dysb
Product: dysbindin protein homolog
Exons: 2
Coding region: 102-977 (291 amino acids)
Biological process (GO): negative regulation of protein kinase activity
Cellular component (GO): cytoplasm
Source: RefSeq, a predicted model, not a curated record